Molecule: messenger RNA, 3476 nt
Organism: Linum trigynum
Lineage: Eukaryota; Viridiplantae; Streptophyta; Magnoliopsida; Malpighiales; Linaceae
Source: the annotation of a GenBank genome assembly
UAUCCAGACCAAACAAUACCUGUAAGAUUUGGUUUGAUUUAGUCUGGACCAUGCAAACCACAUUGAGCAUAAACUGAAAAGCUUUUUUAGUCAACCACACGGAAAAUCUAACUAAUAACUAAGAAAAAAAUAUUUUUUGUCUUACUUAAAACAUAAAUUUCAAUACACGUGCAUAAUUUUGAUAUCAUAAUUCUGAGUAAAUAACAAAAACACAAAGUCAGGGCAACCCAACUUGCACCAUAAUGUCAUAAACAUUAUCAUAAUGUAAGGUGGAGACACGAUUGUCUUUAUUAUGAGGCAGAGUAUGGUUUAGGAGUGAAGGAGGAGACGGAUUUAAAAAUUAGGGUUGAGAGUUGGGUCUCGCUUAGAAGUUGCGAGAGUGGUUGAGUGAGUUGCUAACACAAAUUGAAAAGUAGAAUGGGUCCACAAUUUGGUCUGCAAAUCGUGGUCUUGACCAGGCCAAGAUAUCAAGAUAUCCUUUAAUGUAGACCAUAGACUAGACUAAAUCAUUCUUAACGGUCUAUCGUACGAACCAAACAACACAAUCUAAUUUGGUUCAUAAUUUUUUAAAUGGUCUAGUCACGAUUUUUUAAAUGGUGUGGUCUAUUUUUUCCGCGCUAACAUAGACAUGUUCUUUAUUAGUGUUGGGGGUAUUACAAAGGAAAGCCCAAAAGAAAGCCUAAUAACCCAGCAAGGUAAAAUAUCACUAUGGGGAAAGCCCAUACGCAAGCCCAGAUAGGUAGGUCGGGCCCAGAUAGCUGAGUCGGCCAGGAAGGGGAGGCGCAUAGAGACAAGGAUCGCUAACUGAAAAGGAAGUACAGAUUGUUCAUGGUCCCCCCCAUUGGGCGCCUAGUACUUGUCAGAAGAACAGUCAUGUUUGUCGGGGCGCCCAGAUUGGUUGAGGUACGGAGCAUUAAAUGCAUUGGUGACAUAAGGUUGAAAGGAAGGAGCCCAGUUGAAAAUAGCACCGGUAGGUAGCAUUUAUGCAGGUUGGAUUCUCUCACUAAACUAGAGUUUGACACUUCUCUCUUUAGGAAUCAAACUAACUUGAUCGUCAGAAUAUUAACGAGCUUGUUCGCCCCCUCCGUGAGUUUGUGUAUAGGUGAGGCGCCUAAGAAGAACAAGAAGACUGUGGUCCGUGGGAGCCUGAAGAGUGUGGGACCCAAAAUUUUUGCUCAAACAAUUGACGCGCCACGAAGGGGUCGACGAGCUGAUAACUUUAAAGAUGGAGGCACCCAUGAGUGGGGAGGAUGAGCAAGUUACGGGGGAUCCCUACCAAGGGUCAAGGGAACGGACGCCUAGCGGAACUGAGGAAGGGAGCGAUUCAAGGCGCCUGCACUCAGAAGGCACCUCGAUCACUAAGAAUGAAAUGUUUAAGAUCAUUGAAAACCAAAACGAGGCAAUUAAAAUUCUCAAGCGGGAAGUGGAGGCGUUGAAGAAAGGAGACGGGCGACCCAUAGCACGACCUCGAGGAAAAGGGAAAGGACCUUGGAAGUGGAGGGAGAUUCCAGUCAUUUCAGACGCCCUGUGACCGCCUAGCACCCAGACGAUCACGCUGGCUCAGAUUUUGGAGAACGUAACGGGUGGGCACGUCGGCGCUUGCCCCGACACUUCACUAUAAAGCAGCCGCUUGUGAGAAAAGUGUUGAUGGAGCCAGCAUAGACUAACAUACCACCGCUCUCGACUUAUGAUGGGACAACUGACCUAGAUGACCACCUCAGCAGUUACUUCACGAAGAUGCAAUUGUACAAUAGUUUCGACGUAGCUUUAUGCAAGGUGUUUCCGUUGACCUUUGCGGGAGUAGUGCUGGAUUGGUACCACCAGAUCGAGGAAGGGCGCAUAGAUUGCUUCAAAAAAUUUGCGGCGUUGUUUUUGGAAAAGUUUGCUAGUAGGCACCCUGUUUAAAAUCAAGCAAAAGAAGGGGAAACCCUGCGGGAGUUCUACGAGAGGUGGGUUCCGGUGGCUAUGGAAGUGAAGUAUGUGCAGCCACCAGUGUUGGGAUGUUGUUUCGAGGAAUGCACAACCAUUGAGGAGCUCUGUUGGGUGCUGUCGAAAAGGUAUGUGAUGUCCACGAAUGAUUUAGAUCGCAGGGUGCAGAAGGUGAUUUUAUUGGAGGAAGAAGGGUGGACAAGCGUCGAACAAGAGGAGAUGAGGGGCAUCCCCUGCGGAGAUAGGCGCCUAUGUUGGUCCCCACUUACUUGCCCACCUCCUAUGAGCCAAGACGAAGGAUGGACCCUGGCACCCCUCGCCCAAGGGGAAAGGGUCGCUUGUGGAGUUCAACGAUACACUAAAGAAUGUGCUCCAACAUGUGAGGUACAAGGGGUAUCAUGUGCAGUGGCCGGGACCAAUGAGGGGACAUCCAAAUGAGCAGAACCUAGACCGGUAUUGCGACUUUCACAGAGAGAGGACACAACACCACUGAUUUCUAUCAGUUAAAAACAGAGUUGCAAGGUCUGGCGAAUAGGUUAAUGCUCAAUGAAUUUUUCAAGAAGCCUAAGGAGAAGGCGCAUCGGAGCUACGUUGCUAGGAGUCUAGGACUUAGUUGGGGGCGGAGGAGUUGCCCCCGCCACCGUUUGACCUGGACCCAUAGGGGGCGCAUGAGCGAUUUCGGCUCUUGGUGGAGUCCAUUAGGAAUGAUCGAUCUAAGGGAAAAGUUGGAGGGUAAUCGCCGGUUGAGGGUUCUUCAGUUGACUCAAAGGAGGCGAUCCACAUCAGCUUCAACCAGACGCCUGACGAGGCGUGCAUACUCCCAUCUGUGGAGGCGCUAGAAAUACAAGGUGUAGUUGUGGGAUGCAAGGUGAAGAGGAUACUCGUCGACACGGGGAGGUCUAUGGAUGUGUUGUUAAGGAUACAAUAUCAUGGAUGCAACUCUCACCAGACAUGAUACAGCCAUCGAGUGAUCGGGGUUUCAGGGGCGCCUGCCAGAGGGAUUGGGUGUGUGAGUCUGUCAGGGACCUUGGGAGACGAGGUGAAAUGGGCCACUCAUGCCAUAGUCUUUGGAAUCAUGGAUUGUCCCUCUCCAUACAAGUCAAUUCUUGGUAGACCCCUCUUGGCCCUCUUCAAUGGAGUAGCCCCACUUGUCAUCAAACGCUGAAGUUCAUCGCUCCCUGGGGAGUGGGAGUGGCCCGAGGAAUAGGCACCCUUGCUAUGCUCGAGAGUCAAAAAAUGCACGCCCAAGGAAGAAUAAGAGAAUUGAUGCAGUGGACGUCGUGUCGGACGUGGUGCCACGAGAGGAGGCAGCUGAUGACGAGCUGUUGGUCGCGUUAGAAAUUGGGCACCCCGAAAGGCAAGUGAGGAUAUCAUCUCAGGAGCCCCCUGAGGUAGUGGAAAAGUUGGUUGCUCUCUUAAUAAGAGAGUUCAGAGAGAUUUUUCGCUUGGAGCCUAAAGAGAUGCCUGGUGUUGCGCCGGAAAUCGAAAUGCAGCAGUUGACAGUGGAUGAGGGAAAGAAGCCUAUUCAAUAAACGCAAAGGAACCUG